UUUCCACUGCAGUACAUGUGAGCAACACACUCACCAUUUCUUCUUUCCCUUGUACAUUUACUCACAGCAUUACGAUGAACAAGCCCAAAAUUGUUAGACCAGAGGAAAGCCAGCCUGCACAUGCAGUGUGGUUUGAUAGGAAAAAAUAUGUCACCAUUAACUUCAAGGUACAAAAACCAAAAGAUGUCCAAGUUGAUAUUCAAACCGACAAAAUGAUUUUGUGCUGCAAGAACGACACAGAUGAUGUGUUCUACAAUGUGCUGCACUUCUAUGAGAAAGUCCUGAUCCAUGACUCCAGAGAAAGAGUGUAUGACCGCACGAUCAAUGUUUUGCUCAGGAAGCUGAAGCCGGAUUAUGCGUGGCCUCGUCUUCAGAAGGAUCCAGCAAAGCCCAUUUGGAUUGCUGUUGACUUUGACAACUGGAGGGAUUGGGAGCAUGAAGAAGACGAGGGCAGGGAGGAGUUCGAAAAAUACGCAGACAUGAUCCAAGAUAUGUCCAGCAGUAAUAAGGGAGGAACACCGGACAUGGGAGAUCUGAGUGACUCUGACUGACACUAAAGCCCACCUCCCUCUACACCAGUAUUUUUAAAAUGUGCUGCGGGUUGCUGAAAACUUAGCUGCAGUCUGCAAAAGACCCCUGGACCAUACCUUGGACACCCCUGCUAUACACCUUUAUUGUUCAUAUAAAUACGUAUGUACUGUUUAUUGAUAUUUAUGAGUGGUGUUCUUUUUACAAAUGUGCUUUCCCACCAAUGUGAUUGUUCUGUCAAAUGAAUAAAAACAAGUGUUCUCAA
Molecule: messenger RNA, 793 nt
Organism: Nerophis lumbriciformis (worm pipefish)
Lineage: Eukaryota; Metazoa; Chordata; Actinopteri; Syngnathiformes; Syngnathidae
Gene: ptges3l
Product: prostaglandin E synthase 3 like
Biological process (GO): chaperone-mediated protein complex assembly; protein folding
Cellular component (GO): cytosol; nucleus
Molecular function (GO): protein-folding chaperone binding; Hsp90 protein binding
Source: RefSeq, a predicted model, not a curated record